CCCCUCCCCACAAGACACUGCACACAAACCCGCGACCACAAUGGACGAGUACAAGCCCCAGAAAACAAACAUCCUCCAGUCGCCGCCGCUUGAUAUCACGGCGUCGUACGAUGCUACCUGGGCUACGGACAAGGUCAUCCUCAUCACGGGCGGAGCGAGUGGAUUCGGAGCAGGCUUCGUUGAGAAGUGGGUGGCUAGCGGUGCGACGGUCAUUGUGGGCGACAUCAAUGUGUCCAAAGGCGAUGGCUUGUGUCGCCGCAUCAAUGCCCAGGCCAGUGGCAAUGCAAAAGCACACUUUGUGCAUUGCGACGUAACCGACUGGCAGUCUCAAGUCAAUCUAUUCAAGGAGGCGGUCAGACUGAGCCCCCACGGCGGCAUCGACUGUGUGGUUGCCAACGCAGGCAUUGCCGGCCGCGACAUACUCCAGGAAGGCUCUGGCCUGGACGCUGCUCAACCACCCCCACCCAAAUUCAACAUUAUCGACGUCAACCUCACCGGCGUGCUCUAUACGACGCACCUGGCCUACUUCUGGCUGCCCAGGAAUCCGGGCUCUUCGCCCUGUAGCAUCAACGCGAAGCCUUCGACAACUUCGCCCCGCGACCGUCACCUGCUUCUACUUGGCUCGGUGGCAUCUCUCUGUCCCAUUGCCAUUCAGCCACAGUACUGUGCAGCCAAGCAUGCUGUGCUCGGCUUGUUCAGGACCCUCCGCGCUAGCAGCGGCGUGCAGGGCAUACGCAUCAAUCUGCUUUGUCCUUACUUCAUCGACACGCCCAUUGUGACAGCGGGAGCACGCUUCAUCCUUGCAGGCGGCGCUCUGGGCAAAGUUGAGGAUGUGGUUGAUGCUGGCACGCGCUUUGUAGCCGACUCGCGCAUCCUGGGACGUGCACUCUGCGUAGGGCCAAAGGUACAUGUUCGUCAGAACCCGACAGGCGAAUGGGACUUGACCAUGCCCGAUGACCCUAACAGUAUUGAGACGGCCCUGUUCGAGCCGUAUGCGGACGAGUGGGAGGACCAGGACCAGUGGAACCGCAACUUUGUCAAGAUUCUAAACUCGAUUCAGGCGGGCAGGGGUUGGUUUGGAUGGGCACAAGACAUUGUCAAGGCGACGCUGUACACCCUAGGCAUCGGACGCUGAUUGUUGUUGAGAUGGUACCAAAAGCGAAUGCACAAUGAAGGGCUCGUGUGGUAUGUGGCUUAGCUUCAAUAGCUCUUUAUGGUAUUAUCAUUAGGUGCUUGGGUGGAUCAUGAUUAGCCAAGGAUAGGCUCCAUCGCACCGACUAGGGGAUCAUAAUACAACUACCACUCUUAUAUAUAAUUGCGAGACACUAAAUCUCUGCUAACACCCUUGAAUAUUUAGCAUUACAUACGAAGCUAUUCAUACAUGUUACUCAGCUG
Molecule: messenger RNA, 1395 nt
Organism: Bipolaris sorokiniana ND90Pr
Lineage: Eukaryota; Fungi; Ascomycota; Dothideomycetes; Pleosporales; Pleosporaceae
Exons: 1
Coding region: 41-1135 (364 amino acids)
Molecular function (GO): oxidoreductase activity
Source: RefSeq, a predicted model, not a curated record